Molecule: messenger RNA, 3510 nt
Organism: Stegostoma tigrinum
Lineage: Eukaryota; Metazoa; Chordata; Chondrichthyes; Orectolobiformes; Stegostomatidae
Product: leucine-rich repeat and fibronectin type-III domain-containing protein 4-like
Exons: 3
Coding region: 438-2561 (707 amino acids)
Molecular function (GO): protein binding
Source: RefSeq, a predicted model, not a curated record
CACAGAGAGAGAGAGAGAGAGAGAGAGAGAGACAGCCAGACAGACAGAGAGCAAAAGACAGUGUGUGUGACAAAAAUAUCUCAGUAGCCAGCACUGGAGAAAUUAAAGACAAAAAAAUGAGCGGGUUUGUUUGGAGUCUUUUCUGCGCUUUCCAGCCACUGGCAGAUACAAAUGAAUCUCUGGAGCCUCACUAUUAAACAGCUCGCGUCGAGCUGAGCUGCAUUCGAGGGAGCUGCUGGAAAGUGGGGGCAAAAAGAAAAGGCACACACAUAUACAGAACACACCUUGCAUCUCUCCAGGAGCAGCUGAAGAUGUAUCAGCAAGCUUGGGCAUCGAGGGGAAGUGGACGGGCAAGAACAAGGAGUCUGGAAGCUAGAGGAUCGCCGUCACAGAGCUAAUGCCUCUCCAACGACAAAGAUCUCCCUGACCAAACAACAAUGCGAAGGCUCCUUUUGGGCUGCCUGCUGGUUGGGGGCUUGGCAGCAUUGGCCAAUGCCUGCCCCUUCCACUGCGUGUGCCAGAACCUGUCGGACUCGCUCAGCACGCUGUGCGCCAACAAGGGGCUGCUGUUUGUGCCGGUGAACAUUGACCGGCGCACGGUGGAGUUGCGGCUGGCUGACAACUUCAUCCGGGCGGUGGGGCAGCGGGACUUUGUCAACAUGUCGGGCCUGGUGGACCUCACCCUGUCCCGCAACACUAUCGGCUCCAUCCAGCCGUUUGCUUUCGCCGACCUGGAGAGCCUGCGCUCGCUGCACCUGGACGGUAACCGGCUCACCAGGCUGCAGGACCACAAUCUGAGCGGCAUGGUCAACCUGCAGCACCUCAUCAUCAACAACAACCAGCUGGUCAGUAUCGGCGCCACUGCCUUCGACGACUUCCUGCUCACCCUGGAGGACCUGGACCUGUCGUUCAACAACCUGCAGCAGGUACCCUGGCAGGCGGUCCGCGCCAUGGUCAACCUCCACACCCUCAACCUGGACCACAACCUCAUCGAGCACAUGGUGGCAGGCACCUUCCAACAGCUGGUCAAGCUGGCGCGGCUUGACAUGACGUCCAACCGGCUGCGCACGCUGCCACCCGACCCACUCUUCUCGCGCUCCCAGGCCACGCCGCUGGCCCUUCCUUCCACCUCCACCGCCUCCUCUGUCGCCGCGGUGGCGCUCAGCUUUGGCGGCAACCCCCUGCACUGCAACUGCGAGCUGCUCUGGCUCCGGCGCCUGACCCGCCACAACGACCUGGAGACGUGCGCUGCCCCUGCCCACCUGGCGGGCAGGUACUUCUGGUCGGUGCCGGAGGAGGAGUUCAUCUGCGAACCGCCGCUGAUCACCCGCCACACCCACCGGGUCUGGAUCCUCGAGGGGCAGCGGGCCACCCUCAAGUGCCGGGCCGUGGGCGACCCGGAGCCCACCAUCCACUGGGUGUCGCCAGGGGACAAGAUCGUGGUCAACUCGUCGCGGGUCACCUCCUACCGCAACGGCACCCUGGACAUCCUGGUGGCCACCGUGGCCGACGACGGGCCUUACGCCUGCUUCGCCACCAAUGCCGCUGGUGAGUCCAGCGCCCUGGCCGACCUCAAGAUCAUCCCGCUGCCCCACGGGGGCAACGGCUCAGCCCGCGCCCCCCACCGCCGGCCCGGCUCCUCGGACAUCACCACCUCCAACAGGCCACCCAGGCGCCGCCCGGAGGAUCAGCAGGAGGAGGAGGAGGAGGAGGAUGAGGAGACGGACGGGGAAGAGGGGGAGAUGGAGGAGGAAAUCGUGGCGGUGCUAGAUGUAACAGACACCAGCGCUUUGGUCCAUUGGCCAACUGCCGGCUCCCCGCGUCGCGUGUGGAUGUAUCAGAUCCAGUACAACUCCUCGGUGGAUGAGACGUUGGUGUACAGGAUCGUGCCAUCCAAUAACCGGGCCUUCACCCUCCGGAACCUGGCGCCGGGAGCGGAGUACGAUCUGUGCGUCCUGGCCAUCUAUGGAGACACCGAGACCCAGUUGGCCGCUACCCGGGUGCUGGGUUGCACCCGCUUCGGCACCAAGGAGGAGGAGUACCCUCACUGCCGCCUGCUGAGGGCCCACUUCCUGGGAGGCACCCUGAGCGUGGCGGUGGGUGGCGCUGUCAUGGUGGCCCUGCUGGUCUUUGGUGUGGCUGCCCUGCUCAAGCUCAGGGGCUAUGGUGGGCGUCACAUGCCCAAGGUCAGCGACGUCUACUCCCAGACCAAUGGCGCUGCUCCACGGCUGGUGGAUCUCGGGGUACGGGAGAGGGCCAAGGCACCGCGGAGGAAGACCAAGCCCAGGGCGCGGGCGAGGGGGCACCAGACGGAGUCUGCGACAACGCCCCUGCCCCCUGCCCCCUUGCCCAAAGCCAGCCGCAGUUGCUCCUUUGACCUGGGCUCCUCAUCCUCCACUGCCCGGCGCGGCUAUGCCAAGCGCCUCAGCGUCGUCUGGACUAGGAGGAGCCGGUCGGUGCAUGGCACGCUGCUGCGGUACGCUGAGACCGGUGUCGCGGUAGGACGGGGAGAGGAAGGAAUCUUCGGCGGCUCCCAGGAGCUGGAGGAGAGCAUCGUCUGAACGGACAGUGAGAGAGAGAGAGAGCGGGGGAGCGCCGACCGGCGGGCAAUCAAAUCCCACCCGCCCCCUACCGCUGCAAACACUGCCGCUGGCAAUGAGGAGGGUGGGAAGCAAGUGCUUCGAACGUAGACUGAGGAGAACGAUUCAAAAAGGACCUCAGGGGGUCAACCUUUUCACAAAGAGAGUGGAGCUGCCAGAGGAAGUGGUGGAGGCUGGUACAAUUACAACAUUUGAAAGACAUUUGGAUGGGCGCAUGGAUAGGAACGGUUUGAAAUGAUAUGUGCUAAAUACUGGCAAAUGGGGCUAGUUCAGUUGGGAUACCUGGUCGGCAUGGACAAGUUGGGCCGAAGGGCCUGUUUUGGUGCUGUAGGACUCUAUGGCCCUCGUUACCGACUUGGCACCAGUGUCAACCCGUUGGGAGUCAUCAGUGCGAUGGGAGGUUUGUGGUUUUGGACUCUGGAGGUGGGAGGGGCAAUAGGGAGCAGGGUGUAAGGGCUGGGAGAGUGUCAGACUCCCCGGCUCCACGUAUCUUGGCCAGACUCAGCAACGUUCCAUCAGCAAGACUUUCUGUGGCAGGGUUGGGGAGGAGCGUGGUUGACGAGAAACCUCUCAUUCCACGCAUGCACCCCUCUGCCCUUUCCCGCGCCAGGUGUCCCAGGGAUUUUGAGGGGUGGGAGCUGGACUGUACAGUGAAAGGGGUCAGAGACUUUGGUUGGGAAGGGAGGGGAUGGUGCUGGAUGUAUGAAGGGGUGGCGCCAGCUCCCAACUGGAAUGUAAAGCUCACUGGUAAUACCUUCGCACCGCACUCCCCCACCUGUAACAACACGAGGCACUCUUUGUUAUUUGAAUGUCAAAUUCUGAUGUGCUGUUUUCACAUUCAUCUAUUCAGUCUGAUUUCUAUUCGUUCGCCAAAGUUACCUAUGUACACGUUGACUGGAAGUAACACAGA